Molecule: messenger RNA, 1641 nt
Organism: Rotaria socialis
Lineage: Eukaryota; Metazoa; Rotifera; Eurotatoria; Philodinida; Philodinidae
Source: the annotation of a GenBank genome assembly
AUGGAUAGUAAUCAAUUAGAUCUUCAUUCAGCACCUAUUUAUAAAUUAUUUUUCGAUGAUAUUGAAGAAAUAUUUCUCAAUACAGUACCAUUUCGUUUUCUUUGCAUAGUAUCUUUAAUAACAUGUAUAUUCAUAAUCGGUACAUUAAUUCUUAUUUUCUAUCGAACAAAACAACUAUUUCUAGCAUGUCUUAUACCGUUUAUUUAUGCGUUAGUUUUCUAUGAUUUUAUUCAAUUAUUAUCAUUAAUUUUAUUAAAAUAUAAUGCAACUGAACAAUUUUUAAAUCAAUUAUGUCGUUGGCCAUACUAUUUGAAAUCGUCAUCGGAUGCUGGCCAAUGUUUAACAAUCAUAUUUAUUUUUAUUUUGAGUCGUCAUCAAAUACGCUAUUUCAUCACUCAUAAUCAUCUGCCCAAUUCAAGUUAUAUUCAUUCUCGUGCAUUAGCAUUCGCUUGUUUAUUGUUUAUUCUCUAUGUUAAUAAUUGGAUAACACAUUUAAAAGUUGAAAAAGUUCAUUUAGUAAUAUUAAAUAAAACUGAACAUGAAAUUAAUGUACAAGAAUUACCCAUAUCCUUAUAUGCUAUCGCACAAAUUCAAGUACGUUCACAUCAACGUUUUCUAGCUGAUCUUAAUCGAUAUUCUCAAGGUACAGAAAAAAAUAUGCUCACUCCAAAUCAACAAAAAGUGCCAAACGAUAAAAUAAUACGCAAUCAUAAUGAUGGGUCCAUACAUGAAAUAAUAAUUAAAUUUCCCUAUGAUUAUUUAUUUAAUCCAGUAAUAAAUCGAACAAGGCGAACAUCAGAAACUAUUCAACCAAAUCAUACAUUCAAUUCACAAUCCGAUGAAAAUGAAUACAAUAAUUCAUAUCGUAUAAGUCGUUGUACAUACGGACAAUCGAAUUUUUUCCUAACAAAUUUCCUUGGAUUAAUUAGUUCCAUAGGUUAUUUUACAUUGAUAUUAUAUUAUUUAACAAUUAUUUAUACAUAUAAAGUAACAGAUUCAAUGAUCAAUUAUCACAAACAAUUCUAUGAAAAGUCAUUUUCAUUGACAAGAAAAAAUGCCGUCAUACACCAUAAACAUUUUAUAUUGUUAAUACAUUUAAAAAAAUUUUUGUAUUUAAUUAUCUGUUCUCAUACGUUGAUUACAUUUAUUCGUCUUGUUUAUGUAUGUUUAUUAACAAUAAUGUUAUGUUUUUAUCAAACACCAUUUCGUUGGUUACCUAUAAAAAUAUUCUUCUAUUCACUUUUUUUAAUAAGUUAUCUUUCAAUACCAAUACGAAUGAUUCUAUUGUUUAUCUAUUGCUUUAUAAGUAUGUUUUCAACUCAGUUACGAUCGGUGAUCUAUUAUUUAUUCAAUACAAAUUUGCGUUUUUCGUGGAAAUUAGAAAAGCCAACAAUUUGUUUUCGAUUACAAUUCAUACCUUAUCAAGAUAAUUGCAAAGAUCGACGAGUUGAUCAAUCAGUAGUUAUUGACCUAUCGUCAUCAGUUAUUGACGAUCAAUCAAAUGUACUACCACAAGAUUCAAUGAUUAUGCCCAACGAAAGUAGUAGUAGCCAAAAUGGCUUUACUACAGCUAUUCUUACUGCACCAACGGCAAUCGUCGAUGAAUCAACACCGAAUCCAUCUGCUAUUGCUAAAUUGUGA